ACAACACACGCACACCACCAAUUCUCUUCACAACUCCCACAACGUGAUUUUCAUUCAAACCACAUCAACCAACCACGUCGCAACAUAGCCGAUUCUAUCAACAACGUCAACAUGCCGACCAAGGACUCGGAGAAACCCACGGCCACCACCGUCCAGGCAGCCGUUGCAAUGGAUGUAGAGGCCAACACGGCCACGGAGACCACCUCCUCCUCCCACCGGCAGAUGUGCGAGGGCGCUUACUUGUGCGAGUGCUGUCUCUGCAUCUGUGGCGCGCCGGUCGAUUACCCUGGCGACGUUUGUCACGUCUGCAGCAAGUACCACUGAGCACAUUCGAUACCGGCCCGGUUCAAGCAUGGUUAUGGAUUUAACGAAGGCAGAAGGCAUUCCUCGGAAGGGCUGCAUGGGAUGGGACACAAGGUGCAGGGGACGGUAAAAGGGCUCAGAGCAUCGAGCCCGGAGGCGACGGGUUAGAGGAGGCAUAAGUCUUGCAAUAUACCGGUGCCCGACCC
Molecule: messenger RNA, 509 nt
Organism: Chaetomium fimeti
Lineage: Eukaryota; Fungi; Ascomycota; Sordariomycetes; Sordariales; Chaetomiaceae
Exons: 2
Source: RefSeq, a predicted model, not a curated record